Messenger RNA from Rubroshorea leprosula, 3342 nucleotides. The record is from the annotation of a GenBank genome assembly. Lineage: Eukaryota; Viridiplantae; Streptophyta; Magnoliopsida; Malvales; Dipterocarpaceae.
UCUCAAUCUCUCUCAUCUUCUCUCCGAUAAGAUUUAUUAUGCAUCCUUUCCUCUGCUCGUCCCUCCCCUCUUCAGCAUUCAUCUUCUCCCCCACCUUCGGCAUUCCCCUUCUCUCUUCCACUUCUCUCCUGUCAUCUCCAAUUGGAUCUGCAGCUUCUUACUUUGCCUUUUGGACUCUUGAAUUGAUGUUGGGAUUUCAUGUAAUUUGUUUCAAGGGGAAAAGUGUGAAAAAGAGAGAAAUUGCAAUCUGAGUUUGAAAAGUUUGUUUCGAUUCUAAUUCGAUCUAUUUCUUCUGAUUUAUAGCUUGUAUUGGCCAACCCUGGAGCUAAAGUGAUGAAGAAAUUUAGCAACGUUGUCCUUAGCAAAUUUUGCUAGUCAUCGCCCUGCUGCGAGAAUCUUGAAUCAGUGAAAACGGCGGAAGAUCCAAGUAGUAUAGAUUCUGAAGGCUCCCUUCAAGCAAUUGAAGAAGACAAAGAAAACAUCGAAGAAAUCGAAGAAACCCAAGAGCAAAAGCGUAGUUCCUACAGAACCCAGAGCCUUGAAACCGAGUGGUGGGAUAGUUUAUUCCACAAGAACUCCACAACCCCAGUUUUGUUGGAAAGGUAAAUAAGGAGGCUACCUAUGGCACCAAGCAACAUAAAUUCUCCAACUUUGGCUUUGGAAGCAACAGGAAAAGAAAAGGGAUGAAAAGGUUAAAACCAAGCCUUAGAAAGUUGAAGGAAGAUCUUGGUAAGCAGCAAAAAUGCAUCAAGGAAGCAAAGAAAAGUUAGAUAGUUUAAAAUGAUUGAAUCUCAAUAUUGUCACCAACCUCAGCUGGAAGGAAACUCAGUUCAUUUCCCAGCGGAGUGCUGCGAUGCGUUUUUAGCUUGCCUUUGUCUUUCAAAUUCUCAAGGCAAGAGAGGCAAACGAUUUCAACAAAGCUAAUGACCUUACUCGCUCUCUCCGAGCAGCUUCUUUUGAUAGAUAGAGCCUGAAAUGUACAACAGAGCCUCUAAACCAACGGCCAAAUUCUGUCUAAGAAAAUUUAUGGACAAUACAACUAAUGUCUCCUUACAUUUGAAAACAAUAUUGACAUUUGAAUCUGAUGGAUUAUGCUCUAUUCCAAUGGAGAGAAGGAACGAUUUGAGAUGAUAUCAGAUGAGUGCGCAAGGAAUCCAUCGGGUUAGUAGAGGAGUGGGUCUGGGGGAAACUGGGAUAAGUGUGCGAGGGAAUCGAGCGAGUUAGGAGAGGAAUAAGGACUUCAAUAGCCUGUUUAGCAACUGAUGUUAUUGGCCUGUCCCGUGCUGCUGUUUGUUUGCAUUUGUCUGCAUUUUUUUGCUCUUUAGUUCUCUAAUUUCUUCAGUACUUUUCUCAUAUUAGAGCUUCAAUUUCAAGGGAAAUACGAGAUAUUUGCAGCCAACUCUCCUAUUGCUCUGUUGAAAUCUGCACCCAAGUUUCGAGUUUUUGCUUCGAAGAAGUGGACGAAAUCAACUGCGACAGCAGAGAAAUUGGACAGGAUGGAUUUUGCCGGAGUUUCUAAGGAGACUCCAAAGCAUGAGAAGCAAGGAAGUCUGAAUCUGUACCGCAAAUUCGAAAAGAAAAGUAGGUGUUGAACAAGAUCAGAUUGGCUCGACAGACGGACCGUUGCCGGAAUGGGUUAGAUCAGCUCAGGAAGGCUAUAUCAAGGAUCCUAGAUCAAGUGUUUGAUGAAUCGAAACAUGAUGCUGCAUCUUCCCACGCUAUGCACUAGAGGGAGCAAAGCCGAGAGAUUGUUGAAAGGCAUGUGCAAAUUGAGACUCAAACUAAAGAGGCAAGUAAUGACCUCAUCCAAGCAUCUGUGGAGGUCAGUAGAUUGAUAGAUGAAGUGAGAAAGAAGCCUAGAACAAGAAAUCAAUGAAGGAGGUAGGAGAGAAGAUUCAAAGUAUUGGCAGAAGUCAACUCCUGAAGAAAAAAAUGAAAAAAAGAGUAAAAUUUCAAUUUCAAAUGCUUUUAAAAGUAAAUUUCAAAAAGAAAUUUCAAAAAAAAGAAAAAAAAGAAAAAAAAAAGAGAAGCAAUUUGUUCACUGAUUGGCUCAAUAAUGAAAAUGAAGAGUGAAAUUAGUAAAGAUGAUCAGAUUAUUUCUUACUUGGUUAUCUUCAGUGACAAUCCAUGUUGAUUCAUUUCAUUAGUGUUGUUAUUUAUGGACAUGAUUUUUAUUCUCUUUUUUAAGUUUUAAUUUCAGUUUUAAAGUUAUUUAGGUCGAUGUUUCCUACCUUUUCUAUUAUUAUCAUUUCUAGAAUUGGGAUCCUCUAUAUUAUUCCGUUCUUACUUAUCACCAUGAUGAUCAAGAUAGACAUUUCAGUAGUGUAAAACAAACAAUUGGCAUUUGAGUGUGUUGCAAGAACUUCAACCAGUGGUCUUCUCACUAAUCCCAAAAAACAACUUUGUGGUGACCCCCUUAUCAAUGAUGAAUACUUAAUCCCUAUGUUGAAGCAGUUGGAAUCCAGAUUGUUUCAGUUGCAAAGCCUACUUCACAUAGACUUGAAUCCAGGACAGAACUAUGGUCAAGCUUCACAGAAAACAAGUUUGUUAAUAAAAGAAAUUCUUAGUGAGGGUAGCAGUACGUAUUUUGGUUUGGUGCAAUCAUGUGAAAGUAUGUCUGCUGUAUUUGGUGGUUUUCAUUGAUAGAAUUAUUGGGGAUGAGAUUUGUUAUUUUCUGGAGGAAUGAUUUCCCAUUUCACUGGUGCCUUACAUGAUGUAAGUUUACCUUUAUCAAAUUUUAUAAAGAAAAUAUAUGAAAUCCUUAGUAAGGCAUAAGUUAAGUGCAUUGCUUAAAAGAGUGUGAUACUAUGAUGUUAUGAUACAUUGAGGUUGAUGACUCUGGAUUGUGAAAAAGGCAACAUGGUUAAAGAGAAGCAUAUAAAUUAGGAUUCUAUCUGUGGCAAGAAAAGAGGUUGUAACCCAAGAUCUGAUGGACCAAAGCAAGAUAGUAGUUGAGGCGAGAAAGAUAGUUGGACAUUAAUGGCAGUGUCGUUGUCAAUUAAGGUCGUGAAGCUGUAUUUGCUGGUGACAGGACAGUAUAUAAGAGAGCCAUUUUCAGGAUCAGCUGUAAACUUCAAUGCAGGAUGCAAGACAGCAGUGUCAAAUAUUGUCAUGGCAAUGGCAGUCAUGAUCACUCUGCUGUUCUUAACACCAUUGUUCCAUUACACUCCUCUACUGGUUCUUUCCUCCAUCAUAAUAGCUGCAAUGCUUGGUCUCAUUGACUAUGAAGCUGCCAUCCAUCUCUGGAAAGUCAACAAAUUUGAUUUCCUUGUCUGUAUGGGUGCCUAUGUUGUGUUGUUUUUGGAAGUGUGGAGAUUGGCUUGGUUAUAGCGGUAUGAGAAU